Molecule: messenger RNA, 3059 nt
Organism: Cygnus atratus (black swan)
Lineage: Eukaryota; Metazoa; Chordata; Aves; Anseriformes; Anatidae
Gene: SLC45A2
Product: solute carrier family 45 member 2
Exons: 7
Coding region: 1-1632 (543 amino acids)
Biological process (GO): transmembrane transport
Cellular component (GO): membrane
Molecular function (GO): sucrose:proton symporter activity
Source: RefSeq, a predicted model, not a curated record
AUGACCUUAACCAAACAGAGCUUCCACCGGGCCCUUCCACCCCCUUCUGAGGUGGCCAUGACCGACCUGGACAACACCAGAGGGAAAGAGAAGGCUGUGCAGCAAUCCGUCACCAGGACUGGGAUGGUGGUACCAAAGAAGCGACCGACGGGAAGGCUGGUCAUGCACAGCAUGGCGAUGUUCGGCAGGGAGUUCUGCUAUGCUGUGGAGGCCGCCUUUGUCACCCCGGUGCUGCUCAGUGUAGGGCUGCCCAAGAGCCUCUACAGCCUGGUGUGGCUCAUCAGCCCAAUCCUGGGCUUCGUGCUGCAGCCCGUGGUAGGUUCAGCCAGUGAUCACUGCAGCUGUAGCUGGGGCAGGAGGCGACCGUACAUUCUGGGUCUGGGCAUCAUAAUGCUGGUAGGCAUGGCUUUGUACCUCAAUGGGGACGAGAUGAUCUCAGCUUUCAUCGAUGGGAGAGACAAGCAGCAGAUGUGGGCAAUAGUCAUUACCAUGCUGGGAGUAGUGCUUUUUGAUUUUGCAGCUGACUUUAUUGAUGGCCCUAUCAAAGCAUAUUUAUUUGACGUCUGCUCUCAUCAGGAUAAAGAGAAGGGUCUGCAUUACCAUGCCCUCUUUACAGGCUUAGGAGGAGCCCUGGGUUACCUGACAGGUGCUGUGGAUUGGGGUCAAACCAUACUAGGAUAUUCCUUAGCAUCGGAAUUCCAGGUGAUUUUCCUCUUGUCAGCCUUGGUUUUCCUAAUCUGCCUUACUGUACAUCUGCACAGUAUUCCUGAAGUCCCGCUCAGCUAUAACAAAGAAGAGACAAAGUUCUUGUUGGAAGUGACUGACCCCAAAAAGUAUAGCUCCAUAGACGAAAUCAGGAAUGGAUACUUAACAUGUACUGAAAUAAAUGCUGCAGCUAAAGCAAAGAAACACGCUGUUACAUCACAUACAGAGACUCAAAGGCGGAUGACCCUUAAAUCACUCUUGAAGACGCUUUUCAGCAUGCCAUCCCACUAUCGCUAUCUGUGUGUGAGCCACCUCUUUGGAUGGAUGGCUUUCCUGUCCAACAUGCUCUUCUUCACGGAUUUUAUGGGACAGGUUGUAUACCGAGGUAGUCCUUAUGCACCUCAUAACUCCACGCUUUACCUUACCUACAGAAGAGGUGUAGAGGUUGGAUGCUGGGGGCUGUGUAUCAAUGCGAUUUCGUCCUCAGUCUAUUCUUACCUGCAGAAAAUCCUUCACCAAUACAUAGGAUUAAAGGGACUUUAUUUCAUUGGAUACCUACUUUUUGGAUUAGGUACUGGAUUAAUUGGCUUGUUUCCCAAUGUCUAUUCCACUCUGGCUCUGUGUUCCCUCUUUGGUGUCAUGUCCAGCACGCUGUACACAGUGCCAUUCCAACUCAUUGCAGAGUAUCACAGAGAAGAAGAGGUCCAGAAUUUGCAGGAGGACAAACAAGACACAGACCACAGGCGAGGGAAGGGCAUCGACUGCGCUGCUCUCACUUGCAUGGUCCAGCUGGCCCAGAUCAUCCUUGGCGUGGGCCUGGGGCUCUUGGUUAGUGUUGCCGGCAGUGUGGUCACUGUGAUUUCUGCAUCGAUGGUGGCACUGAUCGGCUGCUGCUUUGUUGCUUUUUGUGUUCGAUAUGUGGGGUAGGACUGCGUGAAGCAAGUGGAAGAAAUUCCCCCAGGGGAAUGUUUUCUUUCUGGGUCAGUAGCACUGGUGCUCUUGCCAUGCUGAUCCUACUGGUACACCCUCCUCUCUUACCUGCUUGGAGCAGUUGCAAUUCCAGAGCAUCACUGAUCUGCAAAGUGAAGACUUGAUAAAACUGGUUGCCUCAAGCCUCAGAUUGAAAGUUUCUUUUUUUUUUGGCUACUUUACUGCUUCCUUCCUGUUGACCUCAGUGUAUUAACACACUGUAUUGUAUGUGAAGACAUGUCUGCUAGUGGUGUCUUGAUGCCCUGCUUGAGGAGCCAUGAAACUCAUUAUCAAUUUGUGGAAGUAGAUGAAGUAUAUGGUAAAUUGAAGAAGUAAUAAAAAUGGACAGAGUUGGGAUGAAAGUUGUUACUUACCUUGUUUUACAAGCAUCUUAAGUUCGGAGUUAUUCUCCUUGGUAGUCAAAAGCUGCAGGAACAUCAAACAGUUGUCAUAAGCCAUGGUGCUAUUAUGUCAUGAUUAGCAGGUUCAUUAAAUGGUAUAUUAACCUCCCGGCUAUCAUAAAAGCAGAUUUGGGUAUGGAAGGUGAUUGGAGUGUAAAAAAUGUUGAAGCUUAUUGUUUAACAGCAUAAUAGUAAAGCAAUUAUUUUAUACUGGAUCCUGCUGCUUGUGUACAAAUGAAAUGAAAGUACUGGCUGACUUUGCUAUGAAAGUUUGGCUAAGGCUACUCUGCAAAUCCAUUUUUAGGCACCUAAACAAUUGAUCUACAGGAAACGUGCAAUUUCUUAAUUCUUAGAAGUCUGUCCUCUUGACUUUGAUACUAUAAUUGAAAAAAAUAAACUUAGCCAAAAUAAGAAUUGUAUUCAUGGUGGUAAGCCAGUCAAACCUUGGCAUUGGAAAUAACAGUAUUUACCUUAAUGUAGUAUCUGUUUUCUCUGUUUACCUGCAUAUGUCUAGCCUUGAGUGAAAUGGUUUUUGUUCUUUACAGAAUGCUCUAAGUCAAUUCAGUUCUGAAAAGGUUGUCAUGAAUUAUUGUACAGAUGUUCCUCUAAACUCUACAGUGAAUCCUGCAGUCCAGAUAUUUGUAUUUAAUAGAGUAUGGAGUUUGAUUCCUAUUUUUAUUAUAUUGCCAGAUUUUCAAAGGCCCUUUGUUUGUGAAAGUGAUAUGCUGUAUUUAUGCUGUGCUUCCUCGAUUCUGGAGAUUGUCAUUUGUUAUGUUAUAUGAUAAGCACCACAAAGCCAUCUACUAAUGCAAUAUUUUUAAUGAAUGGGGAUACAGAGAAAGACUGCUGUCAAGUAUGUUUUUAUAUACAUGUUGCACAUGUACAGUCUCGACUGUUCAGCAAGCUAGCCGUUGAGGUCAUCAUCUCUUGGAGUAGCUCCACACAGUAUGAACUGACACCAACACAUGCAAGUCGUUGGAUUUG